AUAUUAAAGUUAAUAUAACUGAUGAUAUAGUCUCAAUAGAUAAAGAAAAUUUUAAUCAAUUAAUUAAAUUAAUUAUUCAAAAAGAUUUAAAAAUAGAAACUUUAACUAAUCAAAAUAAUUUAACAAUAAUUGGCUCAAAUAAUUUAGAUCAAAAUUAUUCAUUUUCUCAACAAUUAGAAUUAUUAACAACUGUUUUAUUAAAAUAUCAACAAAAUCAUAAUGAAUAUUUAUUAGAUCCUGAACAAUUUCAACAAAUGAUUAAAUCAAAUGAACCAAAAUUAAAAGGAUUUUUUAAUAAAAUAACAAAUGUAUUAAUUCCAAAAAAAAGACUUAAUAAGAAUAUAGAAAAAGCAAAAAAACAAAUAGUUUCAUCAGGGCUAACUAAUUCUGGAAUUAAUACUUUAUCAAAUAUUGAACUUAGUGUUUAUACAAAAACACUUCAAAGAUAUAAAAAAGAAAUU
Messenger RNA from Racocetra persica, 461 nucleotides. Lineage: Eukaryota; Fungi; Glomeromycota; Glomeromycetes; Diversisporales; Gigasporaceae. The record is from the annotation of a GenBank genome assembly.